Papaver somniferum (opium poppy) is the source of this 3809-nucleotide messenger RNA. RefSeq names its product kinesin-like protein KIN-14O. Gene Ontology annotation, biological process: microtubule-based movement. NCBI's taxonomy places the organism in Eukaryota, Viridiplantae, Streptophyta, Magnoliopsida, Ranunculales, Papaveraceae. The coding region runs from base 259 to 3477 and encodes 1072 amino acids. The transcript has 22 exons. Gene Ontology annotation, molecular function: ATP binding; microtubule binding; microtubule motor activity. The record is from RefSeq and is a predicted model, not a curated record.
AUUUGGAGAGAUGAAUCGAACAAAAUUAGUAUUGAUUUCUCAUUUACGUCAAUCCAUCAGACUCGUAAGAAAUCAAAAAGAAAGAAGACAUUGCGUUGCAAUUCAAAGAGGUUUGAUGUCUUGCUCUCCAGUAUACUUGCUUUUGCUGGGAAAAACAUGGGAUGUUCUACUUUAUCGUUCAGGUUUAUAGUUGAGCUUUAAAACCAGAUGUUGCAGAAUUUGACAUUGCUUCUUGGACAAUGAAUAAAAACCCUUUGAAUGAUGGUAAGCAGCAAGUUGAUUUGCUGGAAGAUAACUUUGAUAUUACGAGUUCAAAUGUUAAGUUUUCCCGUAUCAGCAGGAGAGAGCCGAAAGAGUCCGUUGAACUUGGAACGUGUUAUCUGUAGUCCUGUUAUGCCAGAGCCAUCAGCUUCGUUGAAUCAUCAUGCUGGUCAUAAGUUCCAUGAGGUGUUUCAGCUGAAACAAGGGUGCUAUGCCGAUCUUCCUGCUGCUAGUAUUUCGGAAAUGAUGAAGUCGAGUAGUUUAGAUAAUGCUCCGACUCAGUCACUUCUGAGUGUUGUGAAUGGGAUUCUUGAUGAAAGCAUUGACAGGAAGAAUGGAGAAAUACCUCAUCGUGUAGCAUGCCUGUUGAGAAAGGUGGUGCAAGAGAUCGAGCGUCGGAUAUCUGCCCAAGCAGAACAUAUACGAACUCAAAACAAUACGUAUAAAGCUCGCGAGGAAAAGUAUCAAUCGCGAAUCCGUGUCCUUGAAACCCUUGCAACUGGGAGUAGCGAAGAGAGUCAGAGUUGUGGCAAAAAAAAAAUAUUUGGGGGACACAAUUUUUUUUUUUUGCUGCGGGGCAAAAAAUUCUCAGUAUUUCAGGUUGCUCGCUCCCUGCAGAAGGACAACAAUCAAACAGAAGAAAGAAAUAAACUUCAGGAGCAGCUUUUGGAUAGUGUAAUAAAAGAAAAGUUCAGUAAAGAUCUUGAGAUUUCAGCAUUGAAGGACGAACUGGAUGUAAUCAAGAAGAAAUAUGAGCAAUAUUUGGAAGCCCAAGCUAACAAAAAUCAACAUGAUUUAAAGGAAUCAUUAAAGUGCAACAGCGAUCUUGAAAUUUCAGCACUGAAGCAAGAACUAGAGAUAAGCAAGAAAGCUCAACAUGAGUUGGAGGAACAAUUAAAAUCUAGUCAUGAACUUGAAAUUGCAGCAUUGAAGCAAGAGCUUGAAAUAAACAAGAAGAAUAAUGAUCAACGUUACCUGCAUUUGGAAUCACAUUCUAAGGAAGCUCAACAUAAACUGGAGGAAAGAUUAAAGUCUAAUAGUGAUCUUGAAAUUUCAGCACUGAAGCAAGAGCUGGAACUGACCAAGAAGAAAUAUGAACAACGUUGUUUGCAUAUGGAAGAACAAGCGAAGAAAACUCAAAAUGAGUUGCAGGAAACAUUAAAGGGCAGUAAAGAUCUAGAAGUAUCAAAAUUAAAGCAAGAACUUGAAAUAAACAAGGAAAAGCAUGAGCAACGUUGCCAACAUUUGGAAACACUUGCAAAGGAAACUCAAAUUGAGUUAGAGAAACGGUUGAAGGAGCUUCAGUGCCUCUUAGAGGAUUCCAAAACGAAGGAGAAAAAACUUGAGUCAGCCUCUGCAUUAAAGGCUCGGAUUUGGUAUGAUAAAGAACAUACUUAUCGGAGUUUCAUAGAUUCUCUGUUCCAAGCCUUACAGGAUGUACGAUCAGCAUCCCAAGACAUCAAGCAGGAAGUUGUGAAUACACAAAUGUCAUAUACAGAACAAUUUCACCAAUUGAGGGAAAAAUUCAAAGUACUAGCAGAUGCAGAUGAAAAUUGUAAUAAAGUUAUUGCAGAAAACAUAAAGUUACAUAACGAAAUCCAAGAUAUAAAAGGAAGCAUCAGGGUUUAUUGUCGUAUAAGACCAUCCUCUCCUGGACAGAGUGGAAAGAAGACAUGCAUUGAUUAUAUUGGUGAGAAUGGAGAGAUGUCUAUUGAAAAUCCUAAUAAACUAGGGAAAGAACGCCGCCGCAACUUCAAGUUUAACAAAGUCUUUGGUCCGUCAUCCACUCAAGAGGAGGUGUAUUUGGACACUCAACCUUUAAUACGAUCUGUACUUGAUGGGUACAAUGUCUGCAUCUUCGCAUAUGGUCAAACUGGUUCAGGAAAGACUUAUACAAUGAGUGGCCCCAAUAAUGCAUCUAAAGAUGAAUGGGGGGUCAACUACAGAGCUCUAAAUGACCUCUUCGAUAUCUCUUGGAAUAGGAGAAGCACUUUUUCAUAUGAAAUUUCGGUUCAAAUGGUUGAAAUAUAUAAUGAACAAGUUCGGGAUUUGCUUUCCGAAGGUUCACAGAAAAGACUUGAGAUACGUUCUAGUGUUACUCAACAGAAUGGAUUAGCUGUUCCUGGUGCUAGUAUGCAUACAGUCCAAUCAACUGCUGAUGUCUUGGAGUUGAUGCAUAUUGGGUUGAAUAACAGGGCUGUAAGUGCCACUGCAAUGAAUGAAAGAAGUAGUAGAUCCCACAGUAUUGUAACAGUUCAUGUGCAAGCAAAGGACCUGAAGAGUGGUUCUGCUUUUCGGGGUAGUCUUCAUUUGGUAGAUCUUGCCGGGAGUGAAAGAAUUGAUCGGUCUGAGGUAACUGGCGACAGGCUAAAGGAAGCACAACAUAUAAACAAAUCACUUUCUUCGCUUGGAGAUGUCAUAUUUGCAUUGGCACAAAAGAGCCCUCACGUACCAUAUAGAAAUAGCAAGCUAACUCAAGUUCUUCAGAAUUCUCUAGGUGGCCAGGCGAAGACUCUAAUGUUUGUCCAGCUUAAUCCAAAACCUGAUUCGUAUUCUGAGACUUUGAGUACUUUGAAGUUUGCUGAGAGGGUGUCUGGAGUUGAGCUUGGUGCUGCACAGAGCAACAAAGAGGGCAAGGAUGUUAGGGAAUUAAUGGAACAGGUGGCAUCUCUUAAGGAUACGAUAGCAAAGAAAGAUGAGGAGAUUGAACAUUUACAACUGCUUAAAGAUUUGAGUAAUGCAGUUCCCAGUUCCAAUAGUGAGAGAAAAGCUAGUGCUGGUGGUGGGGUAGCAGUACAACGUGGGAACAGACUGUUAAGUGAGAAAGGCUUGGCACUACCUGAUCGAAGUGAUAAAGCAGCUUAUUCAUCUGACCAGGAGAACAAUGACUCGGACCAUGCUGAUUCUCACCACUCAAUGGAAGCAGAUCAUGCUGAGGAGAAGACAAGUGACCCAACUGGAAUGGAUGCUGAUGGCUCAACACCCGAGAGCCUUGUCGGUGAUUCGCAAUUACCAGCAGAUAGCAUAGAGAAUCCUGAAGGACCAUCUAGAAUUCGUGUAAAGCAGACACAAACAACAUCACCAAUGGCACGGGCGUCCUCGUCGGCAGCUCUGUCUCGGGUGUCAUCACCAAAGGAUUCUCCACUGAAAGUGUCAAAAAGUUCCAGCAAAAUAGUUGCCACAGCUUCUUCAACCAAGAACAAAGGGUGGAAGUAAAGUGAAAGCUUUUUAUGACUAUUCACAUGAUUUCGCUCAAGCUCAAAUAUUGGUCCAUUAGUUGGUAUUUCUUGUGUGUACAUAGACGACAUCCCUAGUAAGAAUCAUCCUCGUUUACAAUUCCAAGUCCUUCCUGCAACUCUAUGCUAGAGUUAAUGAUGCAUCCCUAAAACUUGGGUUCCUUUAAAAUUUAGUUGAGGGCUCAUUAGAACGCAGUUUGGUUUCCAAGCAUUGGGUAGUAGCACUUAUUGUCGACCUUUGAUCGGGUACAUAAUGAAUAAUAUUUGGCGUUUGAUCAGACUAAUUAACGAAUAAUCUCCCUUUUUGAUUAA